Molecule: messenger RNA, 828 nt
Organism: Kockovaella imperatae
Lineage: Eukaryota; Fungi; Basidiomycota; Tremellomycetes; Tremellales; Cuniculitremaceae
Exons: 4
Coding region: 60-761 (233 amino acids)
Biological process (GO): transcription initiation at RNA polymerase III promoter
Cellular component (GO): RNA polymerase III complex
Molecular function (GO): nucleotide binding; protein binding
Source: RefSeq, a predicted model, not a curated record
UGUAGCUAUAAAAUCAGACUUGAACUUUUGCAACAUGAUGAUAGGACAGAUAUAGCAGUAUGAAGAUCUCUACCAACCCCCCACAACACCUCUCCAACUACGAGGUUCUGACUCACUUCCUAUCGCUCAAGGAAGACAAUGAUCAACUUCAGGCGGACAUAGCGAGCUAUACAGAGAGGGCGAAAGGCAAGGCGAGAGCAGCGAUCAAGUUGCAGUCAGAUAGGAAGGCACACAAGGUCAGGGAUCAGUCGGAAGAGCAGACAAAAGCAGAGGAAGUGGCAUCGAGGAGAGGCUCGAGCUCGGAUCUGAUCUGGGUUCAGGAUCAGGUGAUACGAUAUCUAUGCUCCGACUUCAAUGCGACUUCGCGACAGGACCCAGAUGGCGUGGCUAGACUCGCAAAGGAUGUUCAACGGCAUGGAUUGGUCAAAGCGGAAGUAUUACAGAUAUGUAAUUUGGCACCCACGAAACCUGUCGAGCUGUACUGUAUCAUUGAAGAGCCAGACUCGCGAUUCCAACCUAAUCCAUCGGAACGUCUGACUGAAAUAGCGUACGAUGUCAUGUCCACCCUGGCGGAUACUCCGCAUCCUGCCUUGGCACAGUAUUCGACUUACAGAACUUCAUAUGGUGAUGCCGGAGGUGAGCAGGAGGGUAUGGACGGAAUGGAAGAGGCGAUGGUCAGUCAGGAAUUCGUACAUGAAGCGGAGUGGGGAGCGGGACACGAGGAAGGGGUUGGCGAAGAGAAGGAAGACCAUAUGGAAUAAACCCCGCCACAAAUCAACGCAUAAACUCACAACCUGCACUAUAUAAUCAUCACAUGGAUACAGUAUA